Messenger RNA from Phytophthora infestans T30-4, 951 nucleotides. RefSeq names its product alternative oxidase, mitochondrial precursor. Gene Ontology annotation, molecular function: alternative oxidase activity. The coding region runs from base 1 to 951 and encodes 316 amino acids. The record is from RefSeq and is a predicted model, not a curated record. Lineage: Eukaryota; Oomycota; Peronosporomycetes; Peronosporales; Peronosporaceae. Gene Ontology annotation, biological process: alternative respiration. The transcript has 2 exons. Gene Ontology annotation, cellular component: mitochondrion.
AUGCACUACGCUUCGACCGCCAAGAUGAUGGAGCGUUCCAUCACGCUGCAAUACUUUCGCCGCCAUACCAUCAACGACAAGGAGCCGAAUGUCACUGACGAACCGGCGUAUCUAGUUCACUUCAAACAGUCCCCUUCACAUCAUCCGCUUGACCCCUCAACGGCCGAUGGGGAACCAAUGUGGGAGAACCCAAUCGUCUGUGAUCUCGACAAGAUCUCCACCAUGGAGCUAACUCACCAUCCUAUCACCAAAAUGCACGAGCGUGUGGCCCACUUGGCCGUCAAGGUACUUCGUACCGGUUUCGACGUGGUCUCCGGUUACCGUGGCCCGGGCGGUGGCAUGACCGAGAAGGACUGGCUCAACCGUUGCCUCUUCCUCGAGUCCGUGGCGGGCGUACCCGGUAUGGUGGGCGGUAUGCUGCGCCACCUACGCUCGCUACGUAAGUUCAAACGCGACUACGGCUGGAUCCACACGCUACUGGAGGAGGCCGAGAAUGAGCGCAUGCACCUGCUCAUCUUCAUGAACAUCAAGCAGCCCGGCUACUUCUUCCGCACCUUGGUCUUGGGAGCUCAAGGUGUCUUCUUCAAUGCCUUCUUCCUCACCUACUUGGUCUCGCCCAAGACGUGCCACCGCUUCGUGGGCUACCUCGAAGAGGAAGCUGUCAAGACGUACACGUGUCUACUUAAGGACAUUGAGGACGGACACCUGGACGCGUGGAAGGAGAAGAAGGCGCCGCUCAUUGCGCAGACGUACUACAAGCUGCCGGAGGACGCGUCCUUGUACGACAUGGUCAAGUGUGUGCGCGCAGACGAGUGCAACCACCGCGACGUGAACCACGAGUUCGCGAACUUGGACCAAAAGACGGGUGUCAGUCCGUUCGUCCACAGCCACCACUUAGUGAUGCAAUGUGCUCAUGGGGCUUCUGCUAACCAGCUUAGCUAUCAGUGGUAA